AUGGCAGGUUACCGGGUGUUGCGCGGCCCUGACUGGGACGAGGGCGAGGCUGACGGGGGCGAAGGUCACCUAGGAACCAUUACUGAGUUGCUAAGCGACGGGAAAGUUCGCGUGCUGUGGGACAAGGGUCAGGAGAGCACCUACAGGGCGGGGGCUGACGGGAAGUUUGACCUCAGGAUAUUUGACACGGGUCAAAGAGGCAUUCGCCAUCCGAAUACAAAGUGUCAAGAAUGUGGGGAGAAGAACAUUUAUGGAGUUCUGUGGAGAUGCAAAGAAUGUACCGGAUAUGACCUUUGCUCUAAAUGCUACUCGGAGGACAAGCACGACAUACGCCACAGAUUUCUGCGAAUCGAUUCUUUCAAAAGUAAUGGGAAGGAGGUAAAGCAGAGAAAAACAAGUGUAAAAAUGAGAGCGAUGGGGAUUUUCGAAGGGUCAAAGGUCACACGAGGGAAGCACUGGCUUUGGGGAGACCAGGAUGGUGGACCGGGUACCCAGGGUGAGGUUCAGACCUUCGAGAACGUGGCCCCGGGCUCCACGAGAAACCUGGUGCGGGUGGCCUGGCCCAACGGUGUCGUCAACAGUUAUCGCCUGGGUUUCCAGGGUCAGGUGGACCUCACGUGCGUGGAGGAGGAAAUCGGACCUUUCUACUACAGGGAUCAUCUGCAGCUCCAGUGGAAGGCCUACACUUCCUCCCCUCCAGCCAUCAGCGGGGAAACAACCUUGUCUGGCACAAACACGUCCUCUCCUUUUGUCUCAACAUCAACGACCACUUCAGCAAGUGUUGUCACCACUUCUAGUACCAACACCAACACCAACACCUUCGCCAGUUCGACUUUGUCUUCGUCUAGCAGCGGCAGGAGUUCCGGAAGUGCGAGUUCGAAAGGUCGAACCAUGCCGAUUGGUGGAAAUGAAAUUUUGGGAAGAGAGGCCAGUGGAACCGCCAUCACAGACAGUGUCAUAGAAGAGGACGAGCUGUUGCUGGUCGGAGACAAAGUUAUCAUCGGAGUUGAUGAGGAGAGACUGGUGAAGCUCCAGCAGACUUUUGGCGGUUGUACCAAAGGCAUGAUCAGUCGCAUUGGGAUCGAAGGUGUGGUGACUGCUGUUCCCAGCCUACAGACGCCGGCAGUGAGUGUGAAGUACACAGAGAAACAGAGCUACAGGCUCAACCCUGCGGUCCUGGUGAAGGCUUGUGGAAAGGUGGGACGAGUGCGCGCCGUGGACAGCAGUGGUCACGUGACGGUGAGGAUUGGCAGUCAGGAGUGGAAGUUCCAUGCUGCUUGUUUGCUGCCGGCACUCGGCGCACCUUUGGAUGACGUGAAGCCAGAAGAGCGACCAGACAGAAACCUUUUGAGUGAUCUAGGGAUGUUCUCAAACCUCCUCGAGGAACAGGCAACGACAGUGACUUAG
Molecule: messenger RNA, 1407 nt
Organism: Pomacea canaliculata
Lineage: Eukaryota; Metazoa; Mollusca; Gastropoda; Architaenioglossa; Ampullariidae
Product: E3 ubiquitin-protein ligase mib1-like
Exons: 7
Coding region: 1-1407 (468 amino acids)
Biological process (GO): protein ubiquitination
Cellular component (GO): cytoplasm
Molecular function (GO): ubiquitin-protein transferase activity; zinc ion binding
Source: RefSeq, a predicted model, not a curated record